UUCAUUUGGCAUGUCUCUCACACCAGUUCUUCUUCUCAGGGAUUACUUACUACCUCUUGUAAGUUCUCAUUCGAUUCUAUUUUUGCUUGAAUUCUGUUUCAGCUGAUGAAACGCUUGUUAUCAUCUUAGCCGUUUCGUUUUCUACUCUUUCUAGUUAUAAAAUUUUGACUUCUUCAAGAGAAUUUUUUUUGGGUUCCAAUCAAUCAGAUUGCUAUGAUCCUCUGAAUAGAAUUUUCUUGUUGAUAUAGGGACUUGUGUUGUUGAGUUUGAGCCUAUAGUGAUCAAAUGGGAUUCUCAUAUGAAUUUUACUCAAAUUUUGUUACUUUUUUAAUCUUAUAACUGUAGACAAAAGCUUAUCCUUUUAUUGGUUACAAAUCGUAUGAACAUUUGAUUCUAUGCUUUUUGCUUUGCCAUUAAGCAAUUGAUUUUUUUUAGUUUGCUUGUUUCCGGAUUAUGGGAAUGAAGCUUCACUGGGAUUAAGAAUCUGUAAGUAAUAUGUUUUUGUUUAAUAAGCUUUAGGCUUAUAGAUAUGUUUUUUUAAAGUUCUAAGUUAGUGUUGUGUUUGUUACUCUUAAACAUACUUAAAAAGCUACUAAAUGAGUGCUAUUCAAUAAUGUUCUGUUUGAUUUCGAUGGAAUAAUUUAGUGUGACUGAUGUUGCUUUUAUGUCGCUUAUGUAUUAUUGGUGAUCUAUGUGUAAAACAUGUGUUGCAGGAUAGUAAUGAACCGAAGUAAAGAAGAGAACGUUGCUCCGACAAUGAAAGAUGAUAGUCCAUUUGGAAAGCUUACAGAGGAUCUCUUGAUAGAGAUAUUUAUCAGAAUUCCAAUAACAAAUUGGGAACAAGUAUCGUGUGUUAGAAAGCAGUGGGCUAAUUUAUUCCGCGGAGAAUGCUUAUGGCUGGCUGCUCUUAAUCGGGCGUAUCCACUUGCUAGCAAAACUAAGAGCUGGAUUGGACCAAUUCGUCAAGGAUUAAGCAAACGGUGACUGGAAACACACUUGAUUUCUAUGAAAAAAGCUAGCUUAAUAAUGUCUUAGUUAGAUUCAAGGAACUUAACAGCCUUUUAGCUGCAGGAGAUAUGUGGCUUUAUACAUCAGCAGAAACAUAUUAGGUGUGGAUGAUACAGACAUAGAUGAGAUGCUUGGACAUAUUUACGUGUUCUUGAAUGAUCAGCUUCAACUUUCCACUAUGCCUGCUUCAGGCAUUUUGCAUGGAACCCUUAUCGACCAAUUGAUUGUUUGUGGCCAAUCGAAAGAAGAAGCUGGUGAGCUUGCAACAAAGAUUUGGCUGGCUCUUCUUGACAAUUUAGAGGACACAAAACAUACAUUUACCGUGCUGAAAUCAAUCGCACAAGAAUAUGAUGGCUUUCUUCCAUAUCCAUAUUCAAGACCAAUCAAAGUGCAGUGGAAGGUGUUCGAGAAACUGUUUGUAGAUUUCCGUGACUUGCUUGAUCAUUCAGAGUACUGCGACUUAAUAGGAAUUGCCAAAAAUAAGUUUCAAACCAUACCUUAUGUUUGGUUAGGCUACUAAACUUAGCCUGCUUCUUCCAGUUUCCACAGCCCUGUAAAGUAAUUUGAGGUCCAAUUCUACAACAUACUUGUACAUAAGACAUUCAAAGUCUGCAUCUUGUAAGAAAGAAAGACGUGUAAAAUGCAGAUUCUUGGCCAUGUAUAAUUCGUGGUUCGUUUUAAAGCAAAAGUCAAACAUUUUGUUGACUAUUUUAACUUCUUCGUUACUUGCUAAGUUCAGUUAUCCAUCCACUUUAUUCUUCUUCUUGGAAAUGGCUCUCAUGAAAGUAAUGACGAUUCUGGUUCUCUUCGUCUCGGUGUCAUCGACCUUGGCGCAAUCCAACAAUGGCGGUCACAUUUCGAUAAUCGUCUCGGAAACAGGUCUUGAAUUUGCUAAAGAUUACCUCAUCAAGAAAGUGAUCACUACGACGCUUCCACUUCAGCUACCAGACAUUGAGAAUAAGGUUAAGAUCCCUCUAAUCGGGAAAGUUCGAAUGGGUCUAUCGAAUAUUCAGAUUGAUGCAGUUCAUGUCCAGUCUUCGAAGAUGGAGACUCGAAAAGAUGGAAUCAUUUUGAGUGUUUUAGGUGCUACAGCAAAUUUGAGUAUGGACUGGUCUUAUACUUACAGAGCUUCCUUCUUUGAGAUUUCUGAUCAUGGAGAUGCUUCUGUUGAGGUUAAAGGAAUGAAUGUGAGAAUCACUGCCACUUUGGUUAAUGAUAAUGGAAGUCUAAAGAUUGCCUCACGGGAAAAUGAUUGUACAGUAAAGAACAUUGAUAUUCAUAUCAAUGGUGGUGCUUCUUGGCUAUAUCAAGGGGUGGUUGAUGCAUUUCAAAAAAUGAUUAUAUCUACUGUUGAAAAAACUGUCUCUACUAAAAUUGUAGAAAAAAUGAAGAAGCUUGAUUCUUUCUUGCAAUCACUUCCAAAACAGAGAAAGAUUGAUGACUCUGCUGCAGUGAAUCUCACUUUUACAGGCAACCCUGUCUUAGGGAAUUCGUCGGUUGAAGUUGACAUCAAUGGUUUAUUCAUGCCAAAGGGUGAUGAUAUUAAAGUUGCAGGGUCUCGUUCUUCUUCCUUCUUUGGUGGGGUUAAUAAGAGAAUGGUGACAAUUUCAGUAGAAGAAGGAGUUUUCAACUCUGCAACACUUGUCUACUUCAACGCUAAGGUGAUGCAUUUAGUUAUGGAGGAAACAAAGAACGGGUCCAUUCUAAGCACAUCUGACUGGAAACUCAUCCUUCCAGAGCUGUACAAACAUUAUCCAGAUAAUAAAAUGGUGCUUAACAUGUCAGUAACAUCUCCUCCUGCUGUUAAAAUCACAGAGAAUGGAAUUGAUGCGACGAUUCAGCUAGAUAUAGCGUUCGAUGUUCAAGACUCUGGAGAAAAUCUAUCUGUAGCACGCCUAUCAACAAUUCUGAGUGUUGCGUGUUCUACAGAAAUCGUAAAGAAUAAUCUAAUCGGUAGCCUCAGAUUAAAUGAUUUCAAUGCAACAAUGAAGUGGAGUAAAAUUGGAGAGUUUCAAACAAACUAUGUUCAGGCUGCUACGUCUAGGAUUCUUGAAGCCUUGUUUUUGCCGUACGUAAACACACGUCUCAAGAGAGGAUUCCCUUUGCCGAUUCCCGGCGAUUUCACGAUCAAAAACAUAAAGAUUGUUUAUGUUAAUAGUGGCAUUUUGGUAUGUACCGAUAUCGGCACUAGCACAAACCAGUAAGCAAGUAUUAUAUAGCUUCUUAGAUUGCAUGUACGUAAGCCUGAAGAAAUAUAAUGACAACCAUAAUUGUGAUUUGAACCGUUUGGAACUUCCCCUCUAAGAAGCGUUUUGACGAGAUCUCUUUAUUUCUUUGGCUACUUGCAUUAUAUCUGGAACUUCCCCCCCUAAGACCA
This is a messenger RNA of Arabidopsis thaliana (thale cress), 3385 nucleotides long. RefSeq names its product lipid-binding serum glycoprotein family protein. The transcript has 8 exons. Bases 1665 to 3212 code for a protein of 515 amino acids. Lineage: Eukaryota; Viridiplantae; Streptophyta; Magnoliopsida; Brassicales; Brassicaceae. Gene Ontology annotation, cellular component: extracellular region. The record is from RefSeq and is marked reviewed. Gene Ontology annotation, biological process: reactive oxygen species biosynthetic process. Gene Ontology annotation, molecular function: carbohydrate derivative binding; lipid binding.